Molecule: messenger RNA, 459 nt
Organism: Paraglomus brasilianum
Lineage: Eukaryota; Fungi; Glomeromycota; Glomeromycetes; Paraglomerales; Paraglomeraceae
Source: the annotation of a GenBank genome assembly
CUAUACUUGAACUACUCCUCUCAAGACAAGUAUAAGUUUACCGCUUACGACUACAACGCAUUACUCAGCGACACGCUCUUGGGCUUGUACAGUCUAGAAUUGAAAGACUUUGCGCGGAUGGCCAUGGAGAAGGCAAGGGGAUCUAAGAAAGGACGAUUGUGUGACUUUUAUUCAUUCACCGACUUUGACGUGGACGAUGGAGCUAUAUUCGUCCUCAUCACACUUCAGCUUCUUUCAGAUUCAUCAAUUUAUCUGAUAAACAAAAACAAAUUCUUCAAACAAGUGACUACGGAAGGCCGUUACUAUUACAGCCUUAAUGACUGCUUUUUCUAUGGCUUUGAAAGUACUACGGCGUUUACGGAACAUCUACGAAAGUGCUUCAAAUCUGAACACGUUAAAAAGGUGCACGUGGAUGUCUGGGUUACGGCAGUCACUCUGUGGUAUAUGAGACUGGUCGCU